Messenger RNA from Cottoperca gobio, 1968 nucleotides. RefSeq lists its product as uncharacterized. The record is from RefSeq and is a predicted model, not a curated record. Lineage: Eukaryota; Metazoa; Chordata; Actinopteri; Perciformes; Bovichtidae. The coding region runs from base 98 to 1897 and encodes 599 amino acids. Gene Ontology annotation, molecular function: oxidoreductase activity. The transcript has 10 exons.
AUGCCAUUGUCGCAAAAUGUCUGUGGACCACCGUCCACUGCAGCACGUUCCCACCGUCUCAGAAGCUUGCACAAGUUGACAAUCCAAACUCAAACAGAUGGUGAUACUCGAUGUGUUAAUAAUAGGGGGUGGCCCUCAUGCCUUGACCCUUGCUACCUUGCUAUCCAACCCUGACCCUGAUACAAACUCAGAGCCCAGACAUGACUUACCUCUUCACCCCUCACGCUUGGACCCUUCGAGGCCUCAGACAAACCCAGAAACAUCAAACAACAAACGCUACAGCGGCAAGAAGACGAGGAGGGCCACAGCUGGCCCGACAUUGGAGGAGCAUUUAGCGAAAUCAACGAUAUCACAGAGGGUCGAUUGCCCCCCGCUGAGUUUCCGAGUGGUAGAUUCCUAUGGAGAGUGGACCACUCUGUGGGAGAGCCAGUUCACAACUCUGAACAUCCCUCAUCUGCGCUCACACACACUAGUGCACACAGACCCUUUCAAUAAGAAAGCGCUGCAGGAGUUUGUUUUAAAGUCAAACCGUUCAGCUGAGCUUCACAGUCUUCCAGACCAAGUUUAUAUUCUGGACGAAAAUGCAUUUUUUAAUGACAUGAGGCUCGGCAGGAAGGAGAGGAAACGUCUGAACAUCACCUCAACACUGAAGAAGAGUUUGUGCUUCAGUCUGCCAGGAACCAAACUAAGUGUGGAUUUCUUUAAAGAGCAGGUGGAGAGAUACAAUUUGGACAAAGUGCUGGUGAAGGGAACAGUGGAGCACGUCAGCCCUGUGGCUGAGGACGAGGAAGAGGUGCAAGCAGAGGCUGACUGGAUCAAAGAGGGGGAGGCCAAGAGAGUGACUGAAAGGAAGAGAGUGGAGUAUUUUGAAGUCCAACUUCAAGAAGGCAUCAUCCUAAAAGCCCGGCAGGUCGUUAUGGCUACAGGUCCAACCCGCGCCCAGAUGGCAAACAUCCCUUUAUGGGUGAAAAGCAUUGGAGAGAGCUACCCAGAGGAGCGUUUGCAACACACAGUGCACCUCAUGCACCACCUCCCAACUGCUCGGCAAAAACCUAAAGACACAGAUAAUCAGAGACAGAAAGAGACUUUUCCCCCUCAAGAAUUGUGUGCAGUGUGUGAGGCAGGGCAGAGAGUAAUGGUAGUUGGUGGAGGUCUGACCAGCGCUCAUGUCGUCUCAAUUGCGCUGCAGCAAGGUGCCAGCCAUGUGACAUGGGUCAUGAGGAAGCACCUCCAGUUAAAGCAGUUUGAUGUAGGAGACGUGGAGAGUCUGGUGGGUCGUUACUCCCACACGGAGCACGGCAUCAAGAUGGAUGGCCAGGCCUUCCUGCGGCAGUUCUAUAAUGAACGGAGUCUCCACAAACGGCUGGCUAUGAUACGCCAGGCGAGGAAAGGAGGGGCCGUCACCCCUGAGGCCUACAUCCAUCUACAGCCGUUCAUCCAGAAUGGACAGGUGGACGUGAAGACGUACUGUCAGGUGAGUGAAGCCAGCUGGUGCUACAGGAGCCAGGCCUGGAGUCUCUCCCUCAGCACUGGGGACCACUGGACUGGAGAUAUGAUUUGGCUCGCCACCGGCUGCAAACUUGAUGUCAAACAGGACCCGUUGCUUUCUGAGGUGAUGAAGGAAUUCCCCAUUCAGGUGAUAGAUGGUUGGCCGUGCAUAUCAGAAAGCUUACAGUGGGCAGACGGGUGCCCGCUCUACCUGAUGGGGCAGUACACUGCUCUUCAGGUUGGACCUCACGCAGUAAACCUGGCCGGCGGACAGGCUGCCAGCAUGCGAAUCGUCAAGGACAUCAUGAGCCAUCAGCAACAGGACAAUGCUGAGGCUUCUGAAUUGAGUGGGGAGAAAUCUAAAACUGAAGAAUAUAUUCAACAAAUGCAGGGCCUAUUAUGGCUUUGAAGUUACCAUUUAGACGGAAGAACUAACCUUCACAUGUGUGUGAGCAGCCUCUUGUUGACUUAAUGGAUGGU